Molecule: messenger RNA, 861 nt
Organism: Botrytis fragariae
Lineage: Eukaryota; Fungi; Ascomycota; Leotiomycetes; Helotiales; Sclerotiniaceae
Product: putative mfs gliotoxin efflux transporter protein
Exons: 5
Coding region: 1-861 (286 amino acids)
Biological process (GO): transmembrane transport
Molecular function (GO): transmembrane transporter activity
Source: RefSeq, a predicted model, not a curated record
AUGACUUUGGAAAGAAAUCAACCUGAAUUAGGAAUUGAUAAUGGUACUAUCGGCACUCCUGCCAUAGUCUACUUGACCGGCUGGCGAUAUGCUGCUGUGGGUAUUGCGAUAGUUUUGAGCAUGUUUUUGGCUUCACUAGAUCUGACUUUCAUUGCCACAGCAAUUCCACACAUCACCGACAAGUUUCAUAGCCUCAACGAUGUUAGAUGGUAUGCCUCUGUACUAUUUCUGACCGUCGCAGCAGCUCAAUAUAUAGCCGUCUUUGAGGUUGGAAGUUUGAUAUGUGGUGUUGCUAGAAACAGCACAACAUUGACAGUAGGACGAGCUAUAACAGAUUUUGGUGUUGCAGGAACAUUGGGAGGAUCACAUAUCAUUAUUGAAGUUUCAGCUUCACCAGAGAAACGACCUGCGAUGACGGGAUUUAUGGGCUCAGCAUAUGCCAUUGCCGUUAGUGAUAAGUUAAAGUAUAACGCAUGCUUUUCCUCGAAUGCGGUUUUGAUGGGUAGCAGCAUCUUAAUUGAUCUUCCUUGUGGUGCACUCGCGGCGGCUUCCACAAUCUUUCUCUUCAAAAUACCAGAUGCAGUGAAACCAGUUGAGGUGACCUUGAAGGAAAAACUUCUGCAAAUGGAUAUACCUGGAUUUCUUUUCAUCACUGCGUCCGUUGUCUGUUACCUUCUAGCUCUUCAGUGGGGAGGUGCUAUCAAACGAUCAAGUAACUUGGGUGUGAUUGGGACACUUGUUGGCUUUGCAUUAUUUCUCGUACUUUCCGAGCUCAUUGAAUGGUAUCAAAGCGAGAGAGCUUUUCUCCUACGAAGCAUUUUCAGGAAACAAACUAUCGCAAAGGGCUGUGUUUCCUGUUAG